This is a messenger RNA of Oncorhynchus keta (chum salmon), 1138 nucleotides long. It is a transcript of the gene uqcc4, whose product is annotated as protein ccsmst1. Lineage: Eukaryota; Metazoa; Chordata; Actinopteri; Salmoniformes; Salmonidae. The transcript is spliced from 2 exons. The record is from RefSeq and is a predicted model, not a curated record. Bases 154 to 570 code for a protein of 138 amino acids.
CAUCACCAUAUUUGGUCGUGAGUGGAAACGUCAGCCGGAUGCAUCACAUUUAUACAUCCGGUGAAAUAUCUUGCUCGUUGUUAUAUGUGUAACGAAAUGUUACAUGACCUGCUUCGAAUUGAGCAUUUUGCCAUGACAUGACCAUUCUACAAAAUGUCGACAAUAGGACGUGUUUUGUCUAGUUCGUCACAAUAUUCUCUGUGUCGUAGGAUUGUGAUUGAUGGUAUCAAGACAAAGCUGAGAUUGAACCAUAUACGGACCGUCUGCUUGACCUCCCAUUGCCUGGCUAAGUCAAAGAAACCAGCAGAUGAGGAUGACGAGGAGUUUAGUCAACCCAUCAAGUUCUCUAGCAGUAAAGCCAGUCACAAGACUUGGAAUGUAGACCAGUCCCUGGGAAGCAAGUAUCAGCGGCCGUGGUGGAAAGUCCUCCCCAUCAGUCUCUUAGGGGUGAGCUUCUUGCUGUGGUGCGCACUGAGGGGCGAGACGGUUAUUGAUGAACAGCUUGAGAAGAAUCUCUAUGAACAGUUACCUGGCUUACUCUCAGAUGAAGAACAAAGCAAAUCUAGAUAAUAUUGUGCAAUUAAAAAAAUGUAUAAUUUAAGACUAUUAAUUUGAGCUCGAUUAGGCCAUGUCUAUGGCAUGCACAAUUGGUGUAUGCUUCCAGGCCGAUGAGCAAUGUUCAUAAAAUGUAUUGUAAUGUUCUGGCUAUUGUCCACCUGUGUCCAUAAGUGCAGAGGCUCAAUAGUUAUGGUCCCAAAUCCAAUUGUCAUUACAUUGUUCAUCAAGAUUAGACUAUCUAUGAUGAACAUUUAGUUGUCAGAAUGGUGUGAAGGUAACAUUGAUGCAGUUUAUACUUGACAUACAAUGGCAGGCGCCAUUAUCAAGCCUCUGCAGAAUGACAUGUACACUAAGUAAAUCUGAGUGAAAUUAACCAAGUUGUUACAUUGAAUGUUUUGCAGAUGCAGAAAUGUAAUUGUAGUUCAUGUAUUUGAAGAAAUGCCUUUAGUAGAGCCACUUGUUUUAGCCUCUGGUUUUUAAAUGUUCUUUAACUGAGCAUGUUUGCUUUGUAUAAGUAAUUUUGCUUGAAUUAAAAUGGCCUUAAUUUAGUCCUAAUUACCAGUUUAGGUAUACAUUUCCA